Drosophila biarmipes is the source of this 3183-nucleotide messenger RNA. It is a transcript of the gene Fbl6, whose product is annotated as F-box/LRR-repeat protein 6. Bases 183 to 2354 code for a protein of 723 amino acids. Gene Ontology annotation, cellular component: SCF ubiquitin ligase complex. The transcript is spliced from 9 exons. The record is from RefSeq and is a predicted model, not a curated record. Gene Ontology annotation, molecular function: protein binding. Lineage: Eukaryota; Metazoa; Arthropoda; Insecta; Diptera; Drosophilidae. Gene Ontology annotation, biological process: SCF-dependent proteasomal ubiquitin-dependent protein catabolic process.
GAAAAAAUCUUUAGAAUCGAAUUCGAACAAUUCAAACACACACACAUAGUGCCGCACCGUUCACACGCCGCAGUGCAGUACAGUACCGCAGCGAGUGCGAGCGAGACGACCCGUGUCUCGGCAGAUAACAUACAUUUGUGUACCUACCUCUCUUCCAAGUGAAGAGCGAGUGGAGUGGAGUGAUGAGCGAAUCUCUGGUUUCUCAAGUGGAGGAGACCAAGGUGUCCGACGAAGAUGGCGUAAAAGAGAAAGCUGAGGUGUCCACGACCAAAGAUUUGGCCGGAUCUGCUAUGGAGGUGGAGACAGAAGACACUGGUGGUCAGCCGCCAGGGCAGGGUGACCCGGGGGACAAGGAUAAAUCUGCCACGGUGGACAUAAACACACUCACCCCUUCGACGCCCUCACAAACCCCGCCCCAAUCACAAUUGCUGGCCGCUGAAACUGCCACAUCGGGAAGCACGGCCGUCAUCCCGGAGAACAUCCUGUCGCCGCCCAAGUCAGAGACCCAAACGGAUGAGACCAACACGGCCACAUCGACAUCCUGCUCCCCGGCCUCGGAGGGUCAGCGUUCCCCGGCGGCGGAGCAACAGUCAACGGCUCCACCACCGCCGCCGAAGGAGGAGGGCGAACUGCCCACAGCAGCUGUCAAUGGGUCCAUACCAAAGUCAGGAAAGCCUCUCUCCACACCGCUCGGCGGUAAAAGGCCCAGCAAGGCGGCUACCACGUCACCACGUGCCUCCCGGUCUCGCAAACCAAAGGCGCUGCCUAUGUACGAGAGCGAGAUCAGUGACCACAAGGUGGGCAUUAAGCUGUGCAUCAAGAAAUCCGAUGCCGGAGAGGGCGCCCCUGCAGGUGCUACGUCUCCGCCCGUUGCCGUUCCUGCCACGGCCUCAAAACCGGCGCGCAAGCGCGUCCGCAAACCAAAGCAACAAGAUAGCGAUGAGGCCGAGUACGAACCGCGAAAGAAAAAAGGUGGAGGAGGUGGUGGUGCGGAAAAGAAGGCUUCAACGAGUUCGGAUGCGGAGGCAGCUGGCGAACCAAUCGAGCAGAGUGUCUGGGCCCAAAAGUUGCCAGAGGAAGUCCUUUUCAGGAUUUUCGAGCACGCCGUAGAUACACAGGGCUGCUUGCCCACCCUCUUUCGCCUUGGCAGAGUUUGCUCCCUCUGGCGACAGGUUUCUCUUAGGCCCACUCUGUGGCGCACCAUGGAUCUUACCACGUGGGUCAAGGAGAAGUACCGCACUGAACUGAAACUCAAGUGGUUUGUGGACAACCGCUGCAGUGCCUGUACAGAGCUGAAUGUUUCCAAUUGGAAAAUAUCAGACAUAAACUGCUUCCUUGCCAAGCUGUCAAGCGGUUGCCCGAAUCUCGCUGGCAUUACGCUGUCGGGCUGGAAAGGUUUCACCUCGGAUCAUCUGACGUAUUUGGUGGAUAACAUGCAUAAGUUGCAGCGCUUAGACUUGAGCUCCAUCAAUGUUGAGAUGAAUGCCAGCAAGAGCGCUGUGGGAGUGAACUCUCUGUGCAAUGCUCUGCAGACCAUGGGCAGCCGCCUAACUCAUCUCUACUUGGCGCACAACCGUCUGGCGGGAAUACCACAGAUAGUCGGCAUUCUUUCGACGCAUUGCCCGAAUCUAACGUUAUUGGAUCUCUCGAAUGUGACCACUCAGGCCACAUCACACGGUGUACUUCACAUUGAAAAGCUGCAGCAUGGCUGCCAGAAACUGAAGGUCCUGCGGGUGACAAACUCACACAUAACGCCGAGCACGGCAUCAAUGCAGGAAAUUAUGGACUCCCCCGGCUUUCCAGAUCUGGAAGAGCUGUCCGUGGCUGCCUUGACGGAUGAGUCUCGCAUCAUAAGCGACGAUCACCUGCAGCGCAUCCUGAAGAGCAGUUCCAAGCUCAAAUUACUAGACGUGCGCAACUGCACACGGCUGACACACGAGAGCCUCAUUCGCCUUCCUGCCUGGGAUAUCAAGCAUUUAUUCCUGUCAGGCUGCUCAGUCACUCGGGAUAUGGGAUCUGGUCUCGAGCUCAUUGCCUCCAAGUGGGCGCACAGUCUUAUAGAACUGGACUUGGCUUGGGCGAAUAUGCAGCAACCCAUAGAUAACGCCCUACGAGCCCUCGCCGAAAAGGGCAGGGAGUCACCCAUGGCACACUUAAAUCUGUGCGGGUCGUCGGUGUCCGAUGAGGCAGUAAAGGAAAUACUGACGAACUGCCGGAAGAUGAGCUCCAUCAACCUGGCCUCGUGCCGCGGACUGCCCCGCGGUGUCAAGCGCCUGAUGCAGGGACCCCAGGAGUUGGGCGAGCUACGAGAGGUCCUGGGAGUGCAGCUGAAGAACAGCAGCGGGAGCAACUAAUCCAGUCAGUGGGCGAGUCCACAACCACGCAUCGGUUUUAUUGUUGAUCAGGCGGGCCAAGUUUAAAUGUAAUUUAAAUUGUUGCAUCCCUCUUCGCGCGAAAGGCGUUUGGCGCUUUGUUGAUUUUGUAAUGUAGUCGGCAAACAUAUUGCAAUAUUUGCAAAUUUGCAAUCGCUUGCAUCUUCCAAUAAUGCUUAUCUUGUUUAUAGGCCCUAGAGUGUAAUUACCACUGUACUAGUUUAGUAUUCUCUGCACAGCGGCAGCAGCGAGCUCCUCCCCUCCUGGAGGUUCCCGCAUUAAAUGCUGUGCGAACGAGCAACCUUUUGUAAAUGCAAUAUGUAUUCAUAACUUAGUUGAUUCGAAUUUUUUGCAGCGCGAAAAUCAUUCACUUACGAGGACAGCCGUUUGCAACGAUUUUCAAUUAUUUUUUUUAAUAUAUACAUAAUGAUAUAUAUUUAAUGAUUGAUUGUUAGUUAAGUCCGACCAUUGAGCGUUUGUAAAGUAUGUAUACAAGAAUUAAAAUAAGUUUAAAGAGUAUGAUUCGCAAUACGAAAAUGAUAUAUUUACCGUAGAGUAGUCGUCAAUUCAAAGUCGCUAACUAAGGCAGUUUGUAGAAUGUUUUAACCCGAUAGAAAUGUACAUAUUGGCGUUAGAGAAACUUUCCGAUUGGAUGUUUUUAUAUACAGAAUAACCAUUAAUAAAGGUAACGCAUAUACCACACAUACAUAACGUAAAUUAAAACAAUUCAAUUGUUAAGCAUUACUAGCAGUUAAGUGACGGCAAUUAAAGGUACAUUUAAUUUAAAAUAAACGCAAACAUUUUCAAUCCA